UUUUUUUUUUUUUUCACUUGGAGAGUUUCUUUCUUGCCAAUAUACAAUGAUGGCAUCACAGAAACCUAGUCAAGGAUUACCUUUACCCAGUAUCAAUGCCGUCCAUAGAAACGACAAUUAUCUUCCUUUGAUUACUACUAUCUAUAUAUCAAUAUCAUUUUCAUCAGUUUUUAUCAACAAGUAUCUUACCACAGCAUCAGAGUACAAAUUCCCUUAUUCUUCGGUAACUGUUUUUUUGCAAUUGAUUAUCACGGUUGGUUUUUUACAAAUAUGGCGACAGUGUCAAAAAAGGUAUUUACCCAGUUGGUUACGACUUUCGAAAAUGACAUCCACUGGUUGGCGUCAAGUACUUCCUUGUACCGUGAUUUAUGUGAUGAUGAUGUUAUUGGAUCCUUUCUUUCGAACACGAGUAAAUGCCACCAUGUACACAGCAGUUCAAGCAUGGUGUAUCCUGUUUGCUUUGGCCUGGACAAUGAAGUUUGGUCACAAAAGUACUGGUCAGCAACUACGACGACGACGAGGACAAGCACAAUGGGCAAUGGAACGAACGGCAUGGGGAUAUUGUCUGGUACAAUUUAUUGGUAUAUGGUUUGCUAGUGAAGUGACAAGUGAAUCAUCAUGGUUCUCUUUCUCUCUUACGUCUUCCUGGGUGGGUCUAUGUUAUGCUGCCUUGAUGGUCACAUAUGCUGUUACCAUUCAAAACGCUCUUGUAGGUCUUCGACAUGAUGUGACUCUCUUGUUACAAUGGCAUCUUACUUUGACAACUGCAUUAACGACAUUGAUUGUAUUGGUAUCUGGUGAAUUGAUGGAUGCCUAUCGAACUGUGUUAUUCUGGGAUGAACUAGGUUUUUGGAUUCAAAUGAUAAUCGGGUCUUUAUUGGCAAUGGUGAUACACAUUUUCAUGAUUUUAUUGAUCAAGUACUCCUCACCACUUUCAUAUACCGUAGCAGCAACAACCAAGACAUGUUUACAAGCUAUUAUUGCCUUUCUUCUUUUUGGAAACCUUAUGACUGGAUCUCAAUUUUUAUUUCUUUCUGUGUCUUUGAUUGGUGCCAUUUGUUAUGCCAAAAAGUCGACUUCCAAAACGAUUGAUUCCAUCUAUUCUAUGUAGUUUUAUUUUAUUUAUGAUACCAUAGUUAUCUUUUAUUAUAUAGUUUCCUGUAUCUAGAUUAUUACCCAAAAUUACAAUAAUAUAGAUAAUCAAAUAAAAACAAAAUUAUUACCUAUUU
Molecule: messenger RNA, 1229 nt
Organism: Halteromyces radiatus
Lineage: Eukaryota; Fungi; Mucoromycota; Mucoromycetes; Mucorales; Cunninghamellaceae
Exons: 5
Coding region: 47-1111 (354 amino acids)
Cellular component (GO): Golgi apparatus
Molecular function (GO): antiporter activity
Source: RefSeq, a predicted model, not a curated record